AUGGACCGAGGGGGCCUCCUUCCCUUCCAGCUGUGGUGCCCCCGGCCCUUUGGCACCUACUCCCAGAACCAGCCGCGCCCGCCUUCCGCAGCCCUCAAGCCGUCAGCCUGCCCUGAGCCAGGUGGGGGGUCGGAGCCAGACCAUGGCCCUGCCCACUCAGAAAACACACCCCCAGCCUUGGCCACGGAGGCUCCUGCCUCCCAGCCUGCCCCGCUCCUUUCAGCAGCCGCUGCCAGCGAUGAGGGUCGAGUCCUGCUGGACACGUGGUAUGUUAUCAAGCCCGGGAAUACAAAGGAGAAGGUGGCCUUCUUUGUGGCCCACCAGUGCGGUGGAGGCAGCCGGGCCAGCUCCAUGAAGGUCAAGGGGCACUGGGGCAGUGACAGCUCCAAGGCCAAGCGGAGGAGGCGCUGUCUUGAGCCUACGAAGGCUCCUCCGGACCCAGGGGGACAAGACGGGCCCCCUGCUGCUGAGGGGGUCCCAGCCUCAGCCAGUGAGGAUGUGGACCUGCUCUCUGUGGCCGAGAUGGUGGCCCUGGUGGAACAGCGGGCCGCCCUGGCCCUGCAGAGCUACCCGCGCCCAAGCACCCCAGCGCCUGUGGUCUACGUGUCGGCCGAACAGGGUGGGCCUGCCAAGGGGCUGGGGUCCGAACGGAGGUCUGGUGGCGGGGACUGCAGCCGUGUGGCGGAGGCCGUGGCCCACUUCGAGGCUCAGCGGGACAACCCUCCAGCCAAAGGCCUCCGCAAGGAGGAGCGGCCCGGGCCAGGCCCUGGGGAGGUGCGCAUCGCCUUCCGGAUCUCCAAUGGCCGAGAGCCCCGUGCACCGGAUGGCAGCUUGCCCAACGGGAGCGGGGGCCGGCCAGGUUGUGCCUACCCUGGCAGCCCGGGUCCUGGGGCCCGGGCCAAGGACAAGAUCACCUGCGACCUGUACCAGCUCAUCAGCCCCUCUCGGGAUGCCCUCCCCAGCAAUGUGGAGUUUCUGCUGGCUAGGGCGGAUGAAGCCAGCGAGGGUGAGACCCCAGCCCCUGCCAGGCCCGAGGACACUCCCCCGGCCCCCCCUCCACCCCCUGCCCGGGACUGUGGCGCAUCAGGCUUCCAUGUGGAUGUGGUGGUGACGGGGGUGGUGGAUGAGUGCAUCUUCUUCGGCAAAGAUGGCACCAAAAACGUGAAGGAGGAGACGGUGUGCCUGACUGUCAGCCCCGAGGAGCCACCCCCGCCCGGCCAGCUCUUCUUCCUCCAGCCCCGGGGGCCAGAUGGGCCCCCCGAGCCGCCGCCAACUGACUCGCCCGCCACUGCACCCGGCCCGGACGAUGCUGAGGGGACGGUGGACACCUCCCUGUGCCGCCUGUACCGGCACGUGUCGCACGACUUCCUGGAAAUCCGCUUCAAGAUCCAGCGGUUGCUGGAGCCGCGACAGUACAUGCUGCUGCUGCCUGAGCACGUGCUGGUCAAGAUCUUCAGCUUCCUGCCCACGCGCGCCCUGGCGGCCCUCAAGUGCACCUGCCACCACUUCAAGGGCAUCAUUGAGGCUUUCGGCGUUCGGGCCACAGACUCGCGCUGGAGCCGCGACCCGCUCUACCGCGAUGACCCUUGCAAGCAGUGCCGCAAGAGAUACGAGAAGGGCGAUGUGUCGCUCUGCCGCUGGCACCCCAAGCCCUACCACCACGACCUGCCUUAUGGACGUUCCUACUGGAUGUGCUGCCGCCGAGCCGAUCGCGAGACGCCAGGCUGCCGCCUGGGUCUGCACGAUAACAACUGGGUGUUGCCCUGCAAUGGGCCAGGCGGUGGCCCACCCCCACCCCCUCCCCCUGGGAGCCGAGGGUCAGGACUGGGUCACCAGCCCAUACCCUCAGCCCAGGCAGCGUUGACCCCCCUCCAGAACUGUGAUGGUGUUCAGGGGGAUGACCCAAGAAAGCACUCUGAUUGA
Molecule: messenger RNA, 1923 nt
Organism: Lipotes vexillifer (Yangtze River dolphin)
Lineage: Eukaryota; Metazoa; Chordata; Mammalia; Artiodactyla; Lipotidae
Gene: FBXO46
Product: F-box protein 46
Exons: 1
Coding region: 1-1923 (640 amino acids)
Molecular function (GO): protein binding
Source: RefSeq, a predicted model, not a curated record